GUGGAAUGUGCAGUUUGUUUGGAAAAGUUACCAGUUGAAGGAUGGAAGAACCACGCUAUGAAGAAACAUUAUAACAUUGCUUGGACUGUUGGAUCAGACCCGAUCGAUUUAAAAAACCCUUAUGCCGUGGAAAAAUACCUAAAAGAGUAUAAGAAAAUUCAAAAGAAUUUAAUUUGCAAUAUUUGUAAAUUAACACGCGUGUCGUGUGCAGGAUUUUAUGCUCACAUACUUACAUGCGGCAAAACAGACGAGGAAAUAGAAGACUUUAAAUCAGUUUGUGACAUUUGCAACAGUAAAUAUUUGUGUAUAUAUAAGAAUCAGCAUUUAGCAUUUCAUAGAGAGCAGGAAUAUGUGAAGGAGAAGAAAUCCCGAGCUUUGGAAGUGGCGCGGUCCAAGGCAGAUGAAGGAGGUACGUCAGGUCGGCGGAGGGCUGCAGAAAAAGCGAAAACAGUAAUUGAAGAUUAUAAAAGCAGUUUGAACAAAUUGAAGCACAAAUGUCCAUCGUGCAGCUUCGGUACAGACGUGGAGGAGGAGCUGGAGGGUCACACGUGUGAGGUGGACAGCGACAGACUGAGUGACUCUGACGUCUCCGCCUCCGUGCACUCGGAGGACACCGACAGUGACGUAGACUCUGACGUGUCUAUGGAAGAGGAACAACAACCCAUAGACAAGAAGAAACGUGUUGACACACCUGCAAAAGUUUCACAUCAUAUACCAUUUAAAAUAAACAGUGCAAGUAAUUACGUAUCUCAAGCGGCCUUAGAUUUUUACAAUAUGCACUAUACAUUAGAUGAAUUGUUUCCUGAUUGGAAACCAAGAGAAUACCAAGAAGUGGAUGCCGAAGAUUUGCCGAAAUAUUUGCCAACUGUAGAAGAAUCGUGUAAAGUAAAAAUUGGCAAUGGUGAAUGGACUACAUACAAACGUUUCGAAGCCAAGAAUGAUAUAGUUUUGGGUAUAUUCGUGGGCGGGAGCAUACGGUGCGUGUCGUGGGCGGAGGCGCGGCGCGACGGGGAGGCGGCACGCAACUACCUCGCGGUGUCGGGGCACGGCGCGCCCGACGCCCCGCGUCUGCCCGCCUCGCAUCUGCACCAACAUCCCGCGCUCCUCCAGAUCUGGGACUUUGCGGACUUCGAGAGUGUGCCCAAGUUUGUGCUUGGACUCGCACUUGAUUACGGCACGGUGUGGGCGAUGGACUGGUGCCCUUCAGGAACACGUGAUUGUCAGCCGUGCAGCACGGAGCACGUGGCCGGGGCGAGGUUGGGCUUACUGGCCCUGGCUUGUUCCAAUGGUUCCGCCUACGUACUGUCAGUACCAUAUCCCGAUCAUGAUGCAAAGAAACCACAAAUUAUUAAAAUAAAACCAUCAGUUGAACUUAGGUUAUGCAGCAGCGAAGACAGGAGAAAAUACCAAGCGACUGCUAUUAGUUGGUCUAAGCAAAAAGGUCAUACAAUUAUUUUGGUCGGUUAUGCGGAUGGCUCAACGGCAUUUUACGACUUAAAUUGUGAUUCUCCACUUUUGAAAUCGGUAGAGAACAACAUCGCGAUAUUAUACCCAUUUCAGGACGACCGACCGCAUAACACUUGUAUUUCGGAUGUGGCUCUGUUCGCGAGCGGGGACACAGAGGGUGGUGGUGGUGCGUGGGGUGCGUGGGGCGGGGCGUCGUGCACGGGCGUGCACGCGGCGCUGCGAGCGAGCGCGCCACGACUGCACGCGCCGCUCGCCACCGCCACCUCGCUCUUCACGCCGCACUGGCCCUCGCUCCUCGUCACCGCCGACGAAGCUAUCGCAAAUUACAUGACGAACGAGCUGGAGUGGCACGGCAGCGGGCGGCGGCUGGGCGGGCAGCGUGCGCUGGCGACGUGCGAGCGGUGCGGCGCCGCGGCCGCGCUCACUCCGCCCGCGCUGCGCCUCAUGCGCACUCAUCCCGCCUACAAGGACCCGCGCAGAGACAUAGUGGGCUUAUUACGCAUGGCGCCGUUGGGCAAGAAGAGAAGUAAACAUACAAACGACGAGUUGUCAAUGAAGGUGGAACCGCUCACCUACGAGGACGCCGUCAAAGAGUAUGGGAUAGAGCUUAAACUCAAAAGUCAUAUGAACAAGGCGGACCAGCAGGUGGUGGUGAGUGAGGCGAAGGCGCAGUUUCCAGAGCGCUUCCCACUAGCCGAGGUACCCACCCUCGCCUUCUGCCCCGCGCCCUCCGCCCACAGGCAGCUCGCCCUGCCCACGCACUCCGGAUUACUCUUCAUCGUUACUAUGUGAUACUACAAUAUUCAAUUAUAAAUAUCUAGAAAAUAUAAGAAAGUGACGUAAAAUGUGUAUAAUAUAAAAAAAUGUCGUUUAAAUCGUAUCGCAAAGAAUUACUACAAGUUAUCAAAAUCAGUUCCGUUUACUUCACAUGAAUAGAGAUCACAUACACAUCAAUUACUCAACAUUAGAUUGACUCUUAAGAAGACUGACUUAAAAAUGACCUUUCUUUAAUGUGACAGAUGUUGAUUCUCCUUUUAAAUUCCUAAGAAUCAAAUAUAUAUAUGACGUGUACUAUAAAAAAACCGAUGUUAAAGGCUUCCGUUACGCUACUUAUAAAGAAUGUAUUAUAAAGUAGUCUAAACAAUUGGUAAUUAAUAAACAAAAUUAACAAGAGAAAAUUGUUAUACAAUAAAAUAUAUACGAUAAGUUUGUACACGAGAAACAUUGCACUGGAGCGGUUUCUUUUACGAGUUUGAACUUUAGCUAAUCGCAACAAGUAUCCGCCAUUGCUCCGGCUUCAUUUAUACAUAAUUGAUUUAACUACGUAACACGCUUCUUGUGUUCCACAGAAUAAUUAAUAAUACGUUAAUCUAAAUUCUAAACU
Messenger RNA from Papilio machaon (common yellow swallowtail), 2851 nucleotides. Its product is annotated as general transcription factor 3C polypeptide 2-like. Gene Ontology annotation, molecular function: protein binding. The record is from RefSeq and is a predicted model, not a curated record. Gene Ontology annotation, biological process: transcription by RNA polymerase III. Gene Ontology annotation, cellular component: transcription factor TFIIIC complex. Lineage: Eukaryota; Metazoa; Arthropoda; Insecta; Lepidoptera; Papilionidae. Bases 58 to 2259 code for a protein of 733 amino acids. The transcript has 15 exons.